AUGGUCUUUCAACCGCCUUCCUGGGUCCCGGCCCUGCCCGAAAUCCCCGACAGCGUCCCCCUCUCCGAGUUCAUGUACGAUGAGCGCUACGGCCGCUGGAGCACCUCCAAGGCGCGCAACCCCUACACCUGCGGCGUCACCGGCAAGACCUACACCUCCAAGCAGGUCCCCGAGCGCAUCGACCUGCUCGCGCGCGCCAUUGCCAAGCGCCUCGGCUUCAGCCCCAACGAGGGCACCGAGUGGGACAGGGUCGUGGCCGUGUACUCUGUGAAUACGAUCGACUACAUCCCCGUCUCCCAUGCCGUCCACCGCCUCUCCGGCAUCGUCACCCCCGCCAACGCCCAGUACUCGGCCUCGGAGCUCGAGCACCAGCUCCAGUCCUCGGGCGCCAAGGCCCUCUUCACCUGCCUGCCGCUCCUCGAGACGGGCCUCAAGGCCGCCGACGCCGUCGGUAUCCCCCGCAGCGCCGUCUUCCUGCUGCCCGUCCCCGGCGCCAAGCCGCACCCGGACUUCCCCUCGGUCGACGACCUCGUCGCCCAGGGCAAGACGCUGCCCGCGCCGCCACCCCUGUCCUGGAUCAAGGGCCAGGGCGCCCGCCAGACGGCCUUUUUGUGCUACUCCUCCGGCACCUCUGGUCUCCCCAAAGCCGUCAUGAUUUCCCACUACAACAUCAUUGCCAACAUUAUCCAGAUGACGCUGCUCCAGAGCGUCGGCCGCCAGCAGGACAAGGUCCUCACCGAAAACGUCCUCGGCAUCCUGCCCCUCAGCCACAUCUACGGCCUCACCGUCGUCGCCCACGUCUCCCAGUACCGCGGCGACCAGCUCGUCAUCCUGCCCAAGUUUGACCUCGCCCUCUUCCUCAAGACCAUCCAGGACUACCAGCUCAACUUCCUGCCCGUCGUGCCCCCGAUGCUCAUCCAGCUCAUCACCAACAAGGACGUCGCCGCAAAGUACAACCUCGACUGCGUCCGCUGCGUCUUUUCCGGCGCCGCGCCGCUCGGCAUCGAGACGCAGGAGGCGGCGAACAAAAUGUUUCCCAAGUGGAAGAUUGGCCAGGGUUAUGGCAUGACGGAAACAUCCCCCGUCGCCACCGCCAGCACCGAAAUCGACCUCGUCCCCGGCUCCUCGGGCGGCCUGCUGCCCGGCUACAAGGCCAAGCUCAUCGACGCCGAGGGCAAGGUCGUCACCGGCCACGACGAGCGCGGCGAGCUGCUCCUCCAGGGCCCCUCGGUCGUCCUCGGCUACCUGCACAACGAAAAGGCAAACGCCGAGACGUUUGUGCACCACGCCGACGGCCGCUGGAUCCGCACCGGCGACGAGGCCGUCGUCCGCAAGUCCUCCAAGGGCCACGAGCACGUCUUCAUCACCGACCGCAUCAAGGAGCUCAUUAAAGUCAAGGGCUUCCAAGUCGCCCCCGCCGAGCUCGAGGCGCACCUCCUCACCCACGACUACGUCCACGACUGCACCGUUAUCCCCGUCCCCGAUGACCGCGCCGGCGAGGUCCCCAAGGCGUUUGUCGUAAAGUCCCCCGCCUCCUCUGGAAAAUCCGAUGCCGACAUUCGCCGCGCCGUAGAGGAGCACGUCGAGAAGCACAAGACAAAAUACAAGUGGCUCAAGGGCGGCGUCGAGUUCAUCGACGCCAUCCCCAAGAGCCCCAGCGGCAAGAUCCUCCGCCGCGUCCUCAAGGACAAGGAGAAGGCGGCCCGCAAGGCCCAGGGCGCCAAGCUGUAA
Molecule: messenger RNA, 1731 nt
Organism: Akanthomyces muscarius
Lineage: Eukaryota; Fungi; Ascomycota; Sordariomycetes; Hypocreales; Cordycipitaceae
Exons: 6
Coding region: 1-1731 (576 amino acids)
Molecular function (GO): CoA-ligase activity
Source: RefSeq, a predicted model, not a curated record